Molecule: messenger RNA, 855 nt
Organism: Corylus avellana
Lineage: Eukaryota; Viridiplantae; Streptophyta; Magnoliopsida; Fagales; Betulaceae
Cellular component (GO): chloroplast
Source: RefSeq, a predicted model, not a curated record
GUGAGUGCUAUGAGUCUAAGACCUUCCAGAGGCGGCUUCGUACCUUCAGGAAAACCCAAAGCUCCCCUCAUUGUUUUGCUCUGUUUCCUCCGCCGCUUUCAAAACAAGUCCACAUUCUGAGGAAAACCCAUUUUCCGUCGCAAGAAAAUGGCUGAUAACACUGAAAUCGAGAGCAGUAAAGAAGACCCCAAAACACCCAGAAACCUGUUCUCUCUGUUCCCCAAAUUCAAGCUUGAAUUCCCAUUUCUGAAGCCAGGACCGAAGGCAGAGGUUGGUGUCAAAGAGGAAGUGAAGAGAGAAAUAGUGGUUGGUGGGAAUGAAGGCGAAGAAGGUAUGGUUGAGAAGCCCGACGUGGUGAAGUUUGCGGAGAGGAAAGCGUUUGCUCCACCCCCUUUGGUUGUUGAGGCCGAAGAGUCUUCUGCCAAGACUUCUAAUCCUGUUAUUCUCUGGCAGGUUUAUGCUCUUGGAGGGUUCCUUGUAUUGAGGUGGAUGUGGGCAAGGUGGCAAGAGAGGACCAAGAAGGGACCUUCUGACAAUGAGAAUGAUGAACCUUCAGAUGUUGAAUAGGUUUAUCAUUUUCUUAUGUUAAUCCUCAGGGCGUGGAAAAUAUUGGAAAAGUAAUUCUAAUAUUUGGGUGUUUUUUUUUUUUGUUUUUUUUUUUUUCACUGCCUGAAUGUACAAAUUAAUCAGGUUACUUAAUUAGCAAGUAAUUGUUUUUAACUCUUACAGGGUGUCACGUUUUGUAUCUCCUGAAAUCAUAAACUUGUUAUCUCCUUUUAAUGUGUUUUCCAAUCACACGGUUGUAAACAAUAUCCUCACCAUGCCUGUACUGAGUAAAAGUAGAGUUAUGCUUCA